This is a messenger RNA of Hydractinia symbiolongicarpus, 1048 nucleotides long. RefSeq names its product teneurin-a-like. Bases 468 to 923 code for a protein of 151 amino acids. The transcript is spliced from 3 exons. Lineage: Eukaryota; Metazoa; Cnidaria; Hydrozoa; Anthoathecata; Hydractiniidae. The record is from RefSeq and is a predicted model, not a curated record.
UCGCAACUACAAUCUUCAACAGGAUUUGUAUUGAAAAAUUUAUAUUUGGCAGUUCUUCGAAAAAUACAUAUUUGCCCGUAAAUAAUGUUUUUAGAUUAUGGCUUUCUUUUGCAAAACAAAUUAAUUGUUGCCCUUUACCAUUCCUUUGUUGUAAUGCAAAAGAAUUAUUAUAUAAAGAAUUAUGAUAUCAGAAAUGUGUACUAAAAAAAAACUUUUUUAAAAUAGAUAAAUCACAGCUGUAAUCUCAAACACGAAGUAUACUAAAAAUGUUCGUAUAUGUUGUUUUUCGAAUUGUUCAAAUAUCUGCGAUCCGCCUAAGUCUAUGGCAAUACUUUUAGCCUGUUUUUAAAAAAAUGCUUGUUCGACCGUAAAUAAUUUGUUCAAGAUUAUAGUUUACUUUUGCAAAAAAAUUAAAGAAAUGUAGCCCUUUACUAUUAUUUUGUCUUCACAGAAACGAAACUUGUGUCAUGAAGAAAUGUGAUGUACGCUGUGCAAGCUCACAUGGGAAAUGCAAUACAAAGACUGGUAAAUGUGAAUGUUGUCGUGGUUGGUCUGGACCUUAUGCAAGAUAUAACAGUGCACUUGAUCGAUACGUUGCAAAUUAUUGUGAUAAAGAAUGUCAUUUCCUUGAAACAGGCGUGCCUAAUCCUGAGUGCAAAAAAGUUCCAGAAGUUGUGCCACCAUGCGACCCCAAGUGUUCUAAUAGUGAAGGUGUCUGUCUUCCUGGUGGUAGAUGCAAAUGUUGCACUGGCUGGACUGGACCAAAUGCUAGUCAAUACAGCUCUGACAAUGGCGAAAAUAUGAUUAUUGCAGACUAUUGCAAUGUGUACUGUCCUUACACAUCUGACAACAUAAACCAAUUAUGUCUUCGACCAAAUUACAUUGAAAGAUUGGCACGCGCUGGACGGAAAAUCACUGUUUAAAUUUUUAAAAGAAGAAGAAAGAAGAAGAAAGAGCUUCUCAUAUACUCAGAAUAUUCGCAUCAUAAGCACACACUAUAUAUAAUUUUGCACUUGUAUUUUUUUCUAAAAUAAUACAACACUUUCUA